Messenger RNA from Ilex paraguariensis (yerba mate), 673 nucleotides. The record is from the annotation of a GenBank genome assembly. Lineage: Eukaryota; Viridiplantae; Streptophyta; Magnoliopsida; Aquifoliales; Aquifoliaceae.
AUGUCUCCAAGAAGAGUUUUCAUUUUUCUUCUGUUGUUAGUUUUGGUUUUCUCUCUCCUCCUUUGCAAUGAGGGAAAAGUAGAGAAUAAGACUCGUUCAAGUUCAACCCCACACUUUGUCCUAGUUCAUGGCUAUACUGGUGCAGCAUGGGGCUGGUAUAAGAUCAAGGCCCUACUUGAGGCAUUUAACUACAGAGCGACAUGUCUGGAUCUCAAAGGUGCUGGUGUUGAUCCAUCCGAUCCUGCUAAAAUACAUAGUUUCAAUGCUUAUAACAAGCCCCUCAUUGAUUUUUUCGCCAGUUUGUCCAAUAAUGACAAGGUCAUAUUAGUUGGACACAGUGCAGGAGGUCUAAGCGUUACAGACGCGUGUCACCGAUUCAGUGACAAAAUUAAGGUUGCUGUAUAUGUAGCAGCAACAAUGUUGAAACAUGGGUUCAUGACAGAACAAGACUUAAAAGAUGGAGCACCACCAUUCGCAACUGGUUUGGCUCCAAACAGGACUGGGGCAACACAGAAACCUGAGUGCCAAACGAAUCACGUCGGCAUUUAUCGAGAGGAUGCAGCUUUAGGUUCGUUGUUGCGUCGGCCAGCAGUACCAGUUAAGACAAUACUAGAUGCUCGAUUCAAAGGAGAGAGAGCUGAUCAAGUGCGGCGCGUGUACAUUAAGACAGGAU